This is a messenger RNA of Cuscuta campestris, 2141 nucleotides long. The record is from the annotation of a GenBank genome assembly. Lineage: Eukaryota; Viridiplantae; Streptophyta; Magnoliopsida; Solanales; Convolvulaceae.
GGAAUACUAAUUCUGUUUAUUGGCUGGUGAUUAUGGAAAUUGUCUAGGGUUGACUGUUUUCAGGAUGUUGAUUUCCACAAAGGAUGAUGAUUCCAUUGAUUGUUUCAAGGGUUAUGGUAUCAGCGAAAAGGGACUCUAAAUGCUCCAGUACUCAUGCUCUUAAUGCUUUUGAUGAGGUUCACGAAAAUUAUUUGCAAACCAUGCCAUAUGAGAACUGCUUAACAAGGCUACUUGUACCGGCAUCGCAUGCAAAAAAGAUGAUUAUUUUCCACACAAUCUUCCCGGAUCCGUAUAGACUCUAUGUGUAUCUAACAGGUGUGUAAUANGAAAAGGGACUCUAAAUGCUCCAGUACUCAUGCUCUUAAUGCUUUUGAUGAGGUUCACGAAAAUUAUUUGCAAACCAUGCCAUAUGAGAACUGCUUAACAAGGCUACUUGUACCGGCAUCGCAUGCAAAAAAGAUGAUUAUUUUCCACACAAUCUUCCCGGAUCCGUAUAGACUCUAUGUGUAUCUAACAGAUAACAUGCCAGUUUUUUUCCCGGGUGAUGUGAUUGUUGAAGUGGAAGGGAAGCGUGGGGAGGUACACGAGACAAUUGAAUCAAUUGUUUCGUAUCUGGGGGAUUUUGAGGUUGAUGGGAGAAUGAUGUCAGAGCUUAGAGCUGGGAAAGUCAUUUGUUCACCUUUUUUCGAAAAAGUUGCAUGUGGAGCAUAUUCAGGUGUGAAGCCUCGAAGAAAGUUUAUGAUCAAGGAGUCCACACGAAUCCCUUUGGCAUAUUUUGAUUAUUUCAUUGGCAAAAAAGGGGAAGCUAUUAAAAAGAUUUGGGAAUCAAGUCCGACGGCGUCAGUGUACUUUGACACAUUUACCGCUAAAGAGGUAUACAUAUGUAUUGAGGGAGAAUGUGAUUCGGAGGUCGAAGAUGCUAAGGAUGCGUUGGAGGAGUUGAUUCCCAAGGACAAAAAGAUUGUAGAUGGAAAACACGUUUUUGAGGGUAUGUUUUGCAUGGAGGGAGGGUUUGAUAUUGAGGAAGCGUAUGGUUGGCCUACCCCCGAGGAAGAGGAAAAGGAUAACAUUAUGCAUGAGGGGCGUGGAACCACUAUAUUUGGAUUUAUAUAUAUGGAUGUGAAAGACAACUAUCCGAAGCUUAUUAUGGCUUCGGAUAGUAGAUCCACUGAGCGUUCCACUGGGAGAGUCUUUGACAGAAGUGAAAAAUUUUUAAAAAUGGGUAAUGUGGUCGUUUUAAUGGCUGGAAGUAGGCAACAAUGUAAGAAAAUUGCAAGAGACGUUGCCCAAGACAAGAGCAUUCCAUCUUCAGCAAAUUUCGAAGUCAUCAUUGAUGCCUUCGAAAGAAGAAUGAAAGAACCAUCUGAUUCACAGCCAUUCUUCGUUGUUGGUUGCUUAAGCAGCGAGUGCCCACGUGUGGUUGCCCUGUCUCCAGGGCAACGUUUAAAGAAAAGAUUUGCCGGGGCAGCUUUUGCUGCACAUGGUUCUGGAUCCCCAUAUGCUCAAACUGAAUUAUUCAAGAGGUUUAAUAACGUUCAAAUGACACUCGUGAAGAAGCCUUUUUCUAAUCAUAAAGUGAGCAUUCCACUUCUUAAAACGUCUGAGGCGCUAUCAUUUGCAAAAGAGGCAAUGGCAUAUGCCUGGGAAAAAGACUCACAUACCGGAGGCGAAUUUUGUAACGUGUUUAUUAGCAAACGCGUUGGGGGAGAAAUGGUUUGGGAGGCAAUCCAUCUCAACUUUAAAGAGAUGGUGGAUGCCUGGAGAAGAAAAGAGAUGGCUGCUGCUGCUGCUGCUGCAAAAAAAAAAAAAGAAGCAGAGAUGGGUCGAUUCAGUUUUGGCCAGGGUUCACGUGCGCAGAAAAGGAAGCACAGUUGUUUAGAGGAGAUAUGUUAAGAUCAAUUUAAGAUAUGUCUUCCAUUUAUGAUCAAUUUAAGAUCUACAGUAGAUAUGUUAUAGUUCAUUAUUCUAGAUAUAAGGCUUUUUAAAAAUGGUAAAAAUUGGUGCAAUAUUAUUACAUUAGUAAAAUUUGAGGAAGUAGCUAUGUUGUACCCCGGAGUAGUUCAUUAUUCUAGAUAUACGGCUUUUUAAAAAUGGUAAAUAUUAGUGCAAUAUUAUUACAUUAGUAAAAUUAGAGGAAAUAU